GCCACAGAAAGUCAAAGACAAGCAUCAAACCGGAUGUUUUUGGUCUUUCACUCAUGAUGCAGCUUCUCCUGGUCCCGGCCGUCCUGGUGCUGCUCCACCAGCUCGCUCCGGCUGAUGGAGGCCAUGUGCUGGUGUUUCCAGGGGAGUAUAGUCACUGGUUGAACAUGCGGAACAUCUUGGACGAGCUGGUGAAGCGGAACCACUCCGUCACCGUGUUAGUUUCUGAAGCAUCUCCGUCCGUGGACUACAACAACAGCCGCUAUGCCGCCAAGUUCAACUUCCUGGUUUACAAGGUUCCUUUUACCAAAUCUGAGCUCCAUGGCCUCACUGAAGAGUUAAUCAACUUCUCCAUGUUCGAGUGGCAUCGUUCUUCGAUGCUGAAAAAGAUUUUGUGGAGUCAUGAUUGGACGUCACGUUCCAUCGACAUCAUGAUGAGUCAGUGUGACUCCAUGUUUAAGGAUCAGCAGCUGAUGGCGACUCUGCGGGACUCUAAGUUCGACGCCGUCCUUCUCGACCCGGUGACAUUUUGCGGUGACCUGGUGGCCGACCUUCUUGACCUUCCUCUCAUCAUCUCGCUGCGUUUGUCGUUCGGGGGGGUGAUGGAGCGUCACUGCGGCCAUGCGCCGGCUCCUCCCUCAUUCGUCCCUGCCGCUCCGCUGCCCUACAGUGACCACAUGACGUUUGUGGAGCGACUGAUCAACACAGUGACGUAUGUGUCUCUGUCUGUAAUGACCGAGAUGUUCUGGAGGCUAAGGGUGGAUAAGUACUACACAGAGGUCAAAGGAAGUCCCACCAGCUACUGUGGGACUCUGGGAAAAGCCGACUUGUGGUUCAUCAGGACUUUCUGGGACAUCGAGACGCCAAAGCCGAUCCCGCCCAACUUCAAAUAUGUGGGCGGUCUGCACUGCAAACCGGCCAAUCAGCUGCCAGCAGACAUGGAGGAGUUUGUUCAGAGUUCGGGUGAUGCUGGCGUGGUGGUGGUUUCCUUUGGCUCCAUGGUAACCAACUUCACGACAGAAACCGCUGAUGUCAUCGCUGUUGCCCUCGGACAGAUCCCGCAAAAAGUGAUUUGGAAAUACAAAGGAAGUAAACCAAAAACUUUGAUGUCAAAUACGAGACUUUACGACUGGAUUCCUCAGAACGACCUGCUGGGUCACCCAAGGACCAGGGCGUUUGUGACUCAUGGUGGCACCAACGGUCUGUAUGAGGCCGUGUAUCACGCCGUGCCAAUGGUCGGAAUCCCGCUGUUCGCAGAUCAGCCAGAUAACAUCGCCCGCCUCACUCGCCGCGGCGCCGCUGUCGUCCUCGACUUCAACAGAAUGACGUCCGACAUGCUGAGGCAGGCGCUGCAUGAUGUCAUCAACCAGCCAGGGUACAAGUCCAGCAUUCAGCAUCUGUCGGAGGUACAUCGUGACCAGCCGGUGGCGCCACUGAGCACAGCCGCAUUCUGGGUGGAGUUUGUGAUGCGACACGGUGGAGCGCCACACCUGCGGCUCGCAUCAAAUGACCUGAACUGGUUCCAGUACCACAGCCUGGACGUCGCAGCUGCCCUGCUGGUUGUCUUGAUGAUCACCAGCGCCCUCUGCUGGACGGGAAUCCGCUGUUUCCUGCUACGCUGCAGACGAGGCCGACGAGAAAAAACCGACUAAAGAUUUAACUUCCUCGUCGGUUUUUAUCUUGAUUUGUUUAAAUUUUAUGUGUAAAAUAAAUGUGAUUUUAUAAAACACA
Molecule: messenger RNA, 1728 nt
Organism: Limanda limanda (common dab)
Lineage: Eukaryota; Metazoa; Chordata; Actinopteri; Pleuronectiformes; Pleuronectidae
Product: UDP-glucuronosyltransferase 2A2-like
Exons: 6
Coding region: 54-1649 (531 amino acids)
Molecular function (GO): UDP-glycosyltransferase activity
Source: RefSeq, a predicted model, not a curated record